AUAUAUAUGUGUGUACUUUAACUUAGAUGCUGCUUAUUACUAUUGGUGUAAGUUAGGUAUUAAAUUGUUCUUAAUUCCUUGCAGCUUCUUAUCAACGAGGUCCUAUUCAUCGUCGUCAUUGCUCGAGUAUAUCUUCUAUCAAUGAGGCACUAUUCAAAGUCGUCCUACCAUCUCUCAACCCUUUCGAUUCAUCUAUCCAAAAAGUUGCAAUGACAAACCCACCGUCAAGUCUCUCCAAGAACGAUGCCCGCGUCCUGAAUGCAUUGUUUGAUGCCGAGUCGUCACUAUCAUCCGGUGUAGCCAUCUCGAAUGAGUCCAUCCCAGCCUUUGCGACCGAUAUUGAGAUCAAGCAGCGCGAGUCUGCCGCCAUAAUACCUCUAAAUUCGCCGCAACCCUCCAGACCAAGUGUCGAGAAGGCUAUCGCAGAGUUAGACGGCAUCAUUAACGAGAGACCCCAAUAUGCAUCCGCUUACGCGAAUCGAGCGCAAGCGAAUCGACUACUCCUUUCUGCGAAAUCGGACGACCUCGCUGCCAUGGAUUUAUUCUCGGCCAAGGGUGUCCAACUGUCACAGUCCAUCCUCAAGGAUCUGACCAGUGCGAUCAACAUGGCGACGCCGUCUCCCUCCGCGGCAGUACCUACGACCGAUGCACGGUUGCUAUCCGCAGCUCAUACGCACCGGGGUUAUUUGCUGCUGCAAGCGGCGAAAUCAAUCUCCACAUCGUCUGCCGACAGCGCGUCGGUGAAGCUCCCGGAGUCGCUGAGGGGUCUGAGCUCGGAUACCUUGGAGGAAAUGGCCAGCAUGGAUUUCUUCUGGGGCGGACGAUAUGGAAACGAGGUUGCGAAGGUCUUGGCGGUGAAGACCAAUCCGUACGCGAAAAUGUGCGGGGCGAUUGUCAAGGAGGCUCUACAAGAAGAGAUGAAGCAAUACCAACCAACGCAAUGAUGUAUCGGACGGUGACAGACAUUGCCACCAAGUCUAUCGAAUCGCAUUCUACUCGUAGGGAGUUCGUUCGAUACCACUAGGGCCCUAUUUUACUCCGCGUUCUCCUCCAUAUCCUCAUCACUAUCCUUCCCAGAGUUGAAAUCUUCCUCAUCCUCCUCAUCCUCCUCAUCCUCAUCAUCCAAGUCGUCGCCUUUCAAGCCAUAGUCAUCUUCGAAGAAUUUGAGCGGUUGAACCUCCGGAGCGAACCCCUCGGCUUCGAAUCGGGUCUUGAGAGACUGCAAUCACGGUUAGC
This is a messenger RNA of Eremomyces bilateralis CBS 781.70, 1236 nucleotides long. RefSeq lists its product as uncharacterized. The record is from RefSeq and is a predicted model, not a curated record. Gene Ontology annotation, biological process: cilium assembly. Bases 210 to 944 code for a protein of 244 amino acids. NCBI's taxonomy places the organism in Eukaryota, Fungi, Ascomycota, Dothideomycetes, Eremomycetales, Eremomycetaceae. The transcript has a single exon.